AUGGGCUUAUCAAGGCCAGGAGAUACACAGUGGGGUUCUCACCAUAGAACUGUAAUGCAUGUUUUGUCUUUGUAUCCUGCAAUCAAGAAAGUUCUCUUCAGGGCUGGGAAAGAAAGUAAAGGAGGUGAAGCUUUAGGAGCUCAAACUAUGCUGGAAGUAUUUGAGUCAUUCGAAUUUGUUUUCUUGCUGCACUUGAUGAAUGAAAUAUUUGGAUACACAAAUGGAUUUUGCAAUGCAUUUCAAAGGAGGGAUCGGGAUAUUGUGAAUGUUAUGGACCUUCUUGCGGACACAAAGAUAGAACUAGAUGUUUUAAGAGAUGAUGCUGGAUGGAAAGAAUUCCUUGAUAAUGUCACGUCUUUUUGUGUGAAGCACCGUCUCAAAGUUGUUGACAUGGAUGGGAAGUACAUGCCUAUACAAAGAGAAAAGAGGUUCUAUAAAGAUGGCAUUAAUUACCACCGGUUUCAUGCUGAUAUGUUUUUGGGUGUCAUUGAUAGGCAACUUCAGGAGCUUAAUAGAAGAUUUGAUGAGGUAAACACAAGGCUGCUUAGAUGCAUGGCAUCAUUUAGUCCAGCCAAGUCAUUUUCUGCUUUUAAUGUUGAGAACCUUGUUAAGCUUGCUGAAUUCUAUCCGCAUGAUUUUGAAUUUGAAGAAUUGGUCCAACUUCCUUUUCAACUGAAACACUAUAUUAAUGAUGUGAGUAAGGAUGAAAACUUUGCAAAUUUGAGAAGCCUAGCAGAGUUGUCUAUGAUGCUUGUUAAAACAGACAGGGUCGUUCGGUAUGAUACUGUUUACAAACUUCUGAAAUUGGUGCUAUACUGGUAG
Lolium perenne is the source of this 822-nucleotide messenger RNA. RefSeq lists its product as uncharacterized. The record is from RefSeq and is a predicted model, not a curated record. NCBI's taxonomy places the organism in Eukaryota, Viridiplantae, Streptophyta, Magnoliopsida, Poales, Poaceae.